This is a messenger RNA of Meloidogyne enterolobii, 614 nucleotides long. The record is from the annotation of a GenBank genome assembly. Lineage: Eukaryota; Metazoa; Nematoda; Chromadorea; Rhabditida; Meloidogynidae.
AUGUUUUCAAUUUGGAAGCGAAUGGCAAACAGUCAUUGUUACAAAAUAAUGUUCGCUAUUGGAGUUAUUGAUAUGGCAGCAAUUUUGUGUGCCGGAUUUUUAACUGGAUAUUUGGGAUAUUUUGGAUAUGUUUUUUGUUCUUCACCAAAAUUUAUUUAUUUUGUUGGAGCAUAUGGAUUUUGUAAAAAAUUGCUUUUUUGGCUUGGCAUUCCAAUAAUAUACGGUCUAUCUAUAAUAACUUGGUCAAAACCAGUCAUAUUCACCGGCAUCUACUUUAGCUGGUUCCUCAAUCCGCACGUUGGAUAUAUUGAUGAUGUUAAUCAAAUUUUUCUUCAAAUCUUUUUGAUUAGCUUAUUUAAUAGUAGUGCCGCUUUUAUUUACGUUUAUAUGCAAUAUAUCCACGUUAAUGAAGUUGUUAUUAUAAUUGGACAAAUAUGCUGGUUAAAUGCACACGGUGGAAAAUAUUUUCUUUAUAAUACUUCUAAUUAAAUUAGAGUUAUUAUUAUUGUUGGUUUCAUGUUCGACGUCCUAAUUUCAUAACUUUCUUUUUCAUACUUAAUCCGAGAACUCUUAGUUUCAGUUACAUACUUGCUCAAUUCGGUUACCGAACAGAA